Molecule: messenger RNA, 1982 nt
Organism: Populus euphratica (Euphrates poplar)
Lineage: Eukaryota; Viridiplantae; Streptophyta; Magnoliopsida; Malpighiales; Salicaceae
Product: ultraviolet-B receptor UVR8-like
Exons: 11
Coding region: 234-1685 (483 amino acids)
Source: RefSeq, a predicted model, not a curated record
UCCUCCUCUUCCAGAAAGUUCCGGGGAACUAACAGCUUGAGAGGAAUAAUCUAGCAAUGCGCCCGGUUAAUGCGACGUGUCCAUUCCCUUACUAGCAGCAUCCAACGUGGCAUAUCGCCGCUCCUUGUAAAUGAUACGACCUCUGCUUUUAGCUGAUAUUUUUUUUUCAAACAUUUGUCAGUCUUACCAGCACUUGAACUCGUCGAGACUACAAGACUUUACUGUUUGUUCGGAUGGCGGUAAAUGGUAGUAACGGUAAGGAGCAGGAAGAUGGGAAAAUGGAGGAAGGUAAAAAAGCAACAGUGUAUAUGUGGGGUUAUCUCCCUGGAGUUUCACCGGAGAAAUCACCCAUCCUGAAUCCGAUAUCGGUGAAUUAUCCAGAUGCAGAUGAUUCAUGGAAGGAUGUAUGUGGUGGUGGUUGUGGUUUCGCCAUGGCAAUAUCAGAAGGUGGAAAGCUGGUAACAUGGGGAUCGGCUGAUGAUGAAAAUCAAAGUUACGUGACAUGUGGAAAGCAUGGGCUUCCAUCCUCAAAGCUGCUGCUGGUUGGGCUCAUUGUGUUUCUGUUACAGGUAAUCCACUUUUUUCUUCUUUUUCAAGAAAAUAUACUGGCAAAAUGUUUAAGGGAUACGGGGGAACUGUAUACAUGGGGAUGGAAAGAGUGCGUUCCGCUUGGAAAAUUUCCUCGUGAUGGGGCUUCUUGGGGAGCCCUCCAGAAGGAUAAUGCUGCCAAGCAAAAUGUGUUGUCAACUGAACAAGUGAGUUCAGCGUCUUCUGAUGACAGAAGGAGCGGAGAUGAAAUUGCGAAACGAAGAAGAGUGUCACUGAAAGAAGAAAAUGAAAAUUCGGAAUAUGGAGAUGAAUAUUUCACAGUAACACCGGCUAUUGUGUCGUUGGGUCCAGGAGUAAGGAUCACCUCCGUGGCUGCUGGUGGGCGCCAUACUUUAGCCCUGUCCGAUACGGGACAGGUUUGGGGUUGGGGAUACGGAGGAGAAGGGCAGCUAGGUUUGGGAUCUCGUGUAAAAAUGGUGUCUACUCCCCAUCUCAUACCAUUUACUGAGCAACCUGCUACUGGAAAACACAGAUCCUCAGUAGUUCAUAAUGGAAGCACAAAUCUGCCAGCACAAGUUUCUAAAUUCCCUGGAAGUUAUGUGAAGGAGAUUGCUUGUGGAGGUCGGCAUAGUGCAGUAGUAACAGAUGCUGGAACACUACUUACAUUUGGCUGGGGACUUUACGGGCAGUGUGGACACGGGAGUACAAAUGAUCAGUUGAGACCAACUUGUUUACCUUCUCUAUCAGGAAUCCAAAUUGAAAGAAUUGCUGCUGGCCUAUGGCACACUAUGUGCAUCACCAUCGAUGGUCGUGUAUAUGUAUUUGGUGGGAAUCAGUUUGGACAAUUGGGUACUGGAGCUAGCGAGGGCGAGACUCUACCUAGGCUCUUGGAGGAUCCAUGUCUGGAGAGUAAGCUGGUGAAGAUGGUUUCUUGUGGUGCUCGACACAGUGCCAUUCUACUAGAGGAUGGCCAAGUAUUUUCCUGGGGUUGGAACAAGUAUGGUCAGCUUGGCGUGGGCGAUUCAAUUGAUCGUAACACCCCUACUCAAGUUCCCAUUGAAGGUUGUCGACCAAAAAUGGUGGCAUGUGGCUGGUGGCACACAUUGCUGCUAGCUGAAACACCUCUCAGAUCCUAGAUUUGUCAAACCAGUGAAAGGGGUGCAGUUUUUACAAGGAUUCUUCUCCUGGAUCAUUUCCUUCAUUUUAACUUUUAUUUUUUAAGCAAGCUUGUUAUGAUCACCAGCGACAUUUUACAAACAAUGUAUGAAACAUUCGAGCAUGCUUUCAGUUUUAACCUUUUUAGAGUUGGUUCGGAUCUAACGAAGCUUUGCAAACUGCAAGAACAAUCUCCACAUUUGUACGCAAACCAUCACUCCUUGUAAUAACCAACAUUAAUUCAAUUCUGGUAUACAAAGCUCAUCAGGUGAGAAACA